CCCUAGCUUGAGGUGACGGCGGGAGCCAAGGCGGGGGCCCAAAGCUCUGAGGCUGAGGGACCCGCCACGGCUCCGUCGUCCGAGAGGCAGGGCCUGCUGCCGUCGGACGGAGCCUCUGGACUCCCAGGUUCCUGGCCAGGGAGGAGGAGGAGGAGACGAGGUCUAUCUGCCAGGGCAGAGCGUGCGUGGCCCGGGGGCCAGGCUGUUGGUCCCGGGAUGCCCCAGCCCCAGCCCAGUGAGCAGGAGGGUGAGAGCAUGAAGGCCAGCCAGGAGCCAACUCCCCAGCCUGGCACAGACGUGGUCCCAGCAGCCCCCAAGAAGCCCAGAAAAUUCUCCAAGCUGGUCCUGCUCACAGCCUCCAAAGACAGCGCCAAAGUGGCUGGGGCCAAGCGCAGAGGAGUGCACUGCAUCAUGUCCCUGGGAGUGCCGGGCCCAGCCACCUUGGCUAAGGCCCUCCUCAAGACUCAUCCUGAGGCUCAGCGGGCCAUUGAAGCAACUCCCCCGGAGCCCGAGCAGAAGCGCUGCAAGCCGAACCCGGAUACAGAUGGUCCAGAGGACAAUGGAGGAUCAGGGGUGUCUUCUUCAAGUCCAGAAGAGACUGAAGAGACCGUUGUGCUCCCCAAGGCCCCCAGCACUUCCCCAUAACCUUGGCAACUGCUGCUGCAUACAUUACUUUUAUAAGUAAGAAAAAAAAAGAGAGAAAAUAAAAUAAGCUAUGUGCUAUU
This is a messenger RNA of Apodemus sylvaticus (European woodmouse), 725 nucleotides long. RefSeq names its product FLYWCH family member 2 (gene Flywch2). NCBI's taxonomy places the organism in Eukaryota, Metazoa, Chordata, Mammalia, Rodentia, Muridae. The transcript is spliced from 3 exons. The record is from RefSeq and is a predicted model, not a curated record. The coding region runs from base 217 to 645 and encodes 142 amino acids.